AUGACACAAGAUCGAUACAUGGUAUUAUUACAAAUGCUGCACUUUAACGAUAAUAAUACAGCAAGUAACGAUCCUUUAGCAAAAAUACGACUAGUGAUCGAUAAAUUAAAGAUUUCCUUUUCGCAGUCAUUUGCACCUUACGAAAAUCUAUGCGUCGACGAAAGUCUUUUGCUGUACAAGGGCAGAUGUUAUUUUAAACAGUUUAUACCAUCCAAGAGAAGUAGGUUUGGCAUUAAAUUAUUUGUCCUUAGUGAUUGUAAAACUAAUUAUGUAUUGAACUUCAUAAUUUAUAUUGGACAAAAAACAAACAUUAGUAGAACUAACAUAGCCAUUGGAAUCUCUGGAGAUGUUGUGAUGACGCUGCUUCAGCCAUAUCUUGGAAAGGGCCGUACACUAAUUACGGAUAAUUGGUACACGAGUCCACGUUUAUAUACCUUAUUACACGAAAACAAAACUAACGCAUUUGGAACCGUUCGUAAAAAUAGGAGAGAUAUACCCCACAUGGAAGAAAAGUUGAAGAGAGGAGAAAUGUGCUACCGAUCGACUAGCGUUUUAUUGGCAAUGAAAUGGCAUGAUAAAAAGGAGGUUUGGAUGUUGUCUUCUGCACAUGCAGCUACAUUGAUUGAAUCUGAGAAAAGGGAUUAUCGUACAGGAUUAUAUAAGAAGAAACCAUCAUGUAUUGUCGACUAUAAUUCCAACAUGGGCGCUGUAGAUAGAGUUGAUAUGAUUUUGAGUACACUUAAUUCCCUAAGGAAAACUAUAAAGUGGUACAAAAAACUAUUUUUCCACUUGUUAGAUUUAGCUAUAUAUAAUGCAUAUAUUUUAUAUCAAAAAUCUACUGCUUCAAAACAAAAAUUUAAUGAAUUUCAUUUAGCGUUGAUAAGAGACAUUUUACGAAAAUAUUUCCAGCAUGGUAGAAGGAGGAAAGAGAAAGUCUGA
Bombus terrestris (buff-tailed bumblebee) is the source of this 939-nucleotide messenger RNA. RefSeq names its product piggyBac transposable element-derived protein 4-like. NCBI's taxonomy places the organism in Eukaryota, Metazoa, Arthropoda, Insecta, Hymenoptera, Apidae. The record is from RefSeq and is a predicted model, not a curated record. Bases 1 to 939 code for a protein of 312 amino acids. The transcript has a single exon.